AUGGCCUCACCCCUUCGGGGAAAGCCCUCUCCGGCCCGGGCGGAAUCCAUCCGCUCCGAGGAGACGGCGACGGUCAGCGUGGAGACCUCGUCCCACCGCGUGGAGACAUCCUACCGUCACGUGAGGACAUCUUCCCGGCAGGUGGAGACCACCCAGCGCAGCAGCGAGGGACCCUCCGUCUCCUCCUCUGGGAAGCGACUCCCUCGAGUCCUCGAGGUGUCCUCCCAACACGUGGAAACCGCCUCGCAGCUCACAGAGACGGCUUCCCGCGACGUCAGGGCCUCGUCCCUGCGGGUGGAGACGUCUGUGCACCGCGUGGAGAGCACGCCGCGGCGGGAGAAGCCAGCCGCCCGCCAUAACAUCCAAAAGGCCCGAUGAAAUGCUGCCUUCCUCGGGGCCACGAGGGGGCCAUGGCCCUUGGCCAGGACAGAAUCGCCUCCAGUUCGCAGCCUGCCUGCUGCCAGGUGGACCGAUCAUCUUUGGUUUCCUGGAAACAGUCCACAAAUCAAUUUAAGAAAGAGCCAAGCUGCGGUUUCGGCAAGCCUUUGACCCAGUGAACUAUUUUAAUUUGAAGCCAGCAUAAAAAGUUUUUAGGCUCUAGAUACUGUAUGUGUUAAGCUGAUGGAAAAGAGACUGUUUGAGCCUCCAAGGCAGACUGACCUUCCCACUGACUUGAGAAACUAGACCUCCAAUAAGUGAAUUCAUCCCUCUGGGCCUCACUGCCCCUACUGAAAAAGAUGUUUGGACCAAUCUUUGACUAUGUGAUUCCCAAAGUGAGGAAUGCAGACACUGC
Budorcas taxicolor (takin) is the source of this 793-nucleotide messenger RNA. RefSeq names its product chromosome 19 C17orf100 homolog (gene C19H17orf100). The record is from RefSeq and is a predicted model, not a curated record. Bases 1 to 378 code for a protein of 125 amino acids. Lineage: Eukaryota; Metazoa; Chordata; Mammalia; Artiodactyla; Bovidae. The transcript is spliced from 2 exons.